GAUUGAGAGAGUUGCUCGUGCGUUGACGUCGCAGAAAAAUCUUCGUUGAAGACCAACAGCAUGGCCGAGACUAAGCAGGCGCCCGUCAAGUGGGCUCAACGUGAGGAUGCCAUCUUCCUCACCGUCAGCGUGCCCGACACCAAGGACCCCGUGAUCAAUCUCACUCCGACUUCCUUCUCCUUCAAGAGCAGUGCUGGUUCCGAUGGCACCCCUUACCAUUGCGAGUUUGACUUUCACGGCGAGAUUGUGCCCGAGGAGAGCGCGCGCCGCAUCACGUCCCGCGAGAUUUUCAUGAACAUCAAGAAGAAGGAGGCUGGCCCCUACUGGCCUCGCCUGACCAAGGAGAAGCUCAAGCUGCCCUGGCUCAAGGUUGACUUUGACAAGUGGAAAGAUGAGGACGAUGAAGAUGAAGCGCCCGAUAACGUGGACAUGGGCGGCAUGGAAAACUUUGACAUGCAGCAGAUGAUGGCGCAAAUGGGCGGCAUGGGCGGCAUGGGCGGCAUGGGCGGCAUGGACAUGUCCGCCAUGGCUGGCAUGGCUGGCAUGGGCGGUGCUGCCCCUGACAUGUCUGCAUUUGAGACCCCCGCUGCGGACGAUGUUGAUGACUCGGAUGAUGAAGCAGCUAUACCCUACAUGUUUGAUGCCGCCCUUCUUGUUCACGUGGAUGCACGCGCGCAUUUCCCCUGGACCCUCAGAUAUCCCCGACCUCGAGUAAAGAAACCCGCUGUGCCAUUUCAGCGCAUCAACAAUCUCAUGCCUGCCUUCCAAGCCAUGUCAGCUAGCCUUUGCAAGCACACGGUGGCUGAAGCUUGGAUCAGUCUUCCAGCUCCCCCGCAAAAUGUGGCCAACCUGCAGGCUAGUCUUAUCCGGCACAGUGAUCAUGAGUCAAAGCUGGACCUCCAUGUGCGCGUGACAGCGGUGACUCGUUGA
Messenger RNA from Monosiga brevicollis MX1, 930 nucleotides. RefSeq lists its product as uncharacterized. Gene Ontology annotation, cellular component: nucleus; cytosol. Bases 61 to 930 code for a protein of 289 amino acids. Gene Ontology annotation, biological process: protein folding; chaperone-mediated protein complex assembly. The transcript has 6 exons. Lineage: Eukaryota; Choanoflagellata; Craspedida; Salpingoecidae. Gene Ontology annotation, molecular function: protein-folding chaperone binding; Hsp90 protein binding. The record is from RefSeq and is a predicted model, not a curated record.